Electrophorus electricus (electric eel) is the source of this 1527-nucleotide messenger RNA. It is a transcript of the gene lipcb, whose product is annotated as lipase, hepatic b. Gene Ontology annotation, biological process: lipid catabolic process. Lineage: Eukaryota; Metazoa; Chordata; Actinopteri; Gymnotiformes; Gymnotidae. Gene Ontology annotation, molecular function: lipoprotein lipase activity; apolipoprotein binding. The record is from RefSeq and is a predicted model, not a curated record.
AUGAAGAGUUCUGUAAGAGUGUUCUUUUUUCUCCUGCUAAUUUUUGCUUUCAGCAAGGCUGUGAAAGCUGAAGGAAAUGUGAAAGCUCCCGACGGGAGGCUUCAGCAGGGUAAUGAAGUGACAGUGCCACUGGUGGUGAAGUCAACUUUCCACAUGCAUUUACAAGGCAACACAUUUGAGGACACCUGCACUAUCGUACCAUUUCACUCAGAGACUCUUUCCACAUGCAACUACAACUCGAGCAGCCCUCUGGUCAUCAUCAUCCACGGCUGGACGAUAAAUGGAAAAAUGGAAGAGUGGAUGUUCAGGAUGGCCUCAGCGCUCAAGGCCAGGCUGGGCCACAUGAAUGUGCUGAUCAGUGAUUGGAGACCUCUGGCUCUCCAGCCAUACCAAAACGCAGCCAAGAACAGCAGGCAUGUGGGCUCAGACGUGGCCAGGCUUGUCAGCUGGCUGGAGGAGACCACCCAGCUCUCCAUGGAUAAGGUCCAUCUGAUUGGUUACAGUUUAGGUGCACAUGUGGCUGGAUUUGCAGGAAGUCAUUUUACAGGAGAAAGAAAGCUUGGCCGCAUAACAGGUUUGGAUCCUGCAGGCCCUCAAUUUGAAGGGGUUCCUGCAUCAGAUAGGCUGUCUCCAGAUGAUGCUAAGUUUGUUGAUACCAUUCACACAUUUUCUAAGUCCAGCAUUGGGUUCACAUUGGGCAUCAGGCAACUUGUGGGCCAUGUUGACUUCUACCCAAAUGGAGGUUCAUUCCAGCCUGGAUGCCAGAUGACAGACAUGUAUAACAACCUCUAUCAGUUUGGGCUGGAAGGUUUACCAAAGACCGUAAAAUGUACUCACCAGCGAGCUGUCCACCUCUUCACUGAUUCCAUUCUGAACAUGGAUCAACAGAUGACAGCCUACCGCUGUCGAGAUGAUGGUGCCUUUGACAAAGGGCUGUGCCUGGACUGCAAAAAGAAUCGCUGUAAUAUUCUGGGCUACAAUGUUAGAAGGGUGUUCAAAAGAGGCAACAAUAAAGGUCUCUAUCUGAAGACUGGCUCUCAGACACCAUUUAAAGUCUAUCACUACCAAAUCAAGGUAUUACUGAAGAAUCUGACUGCGUCUGUCCAAGUCUCUGUCUCCAUCUCUCUUAUUGGAACCAAAGGACAAAGUGAAUAUUUACCUGUUACUCUGAGCCAGGAGCAUGCUGAGAAUAAGACAUACUCCGCCCUGGCUGCGGUGGGCUUGGACAUGGGUGACCUGCAGGCUGUGCGGUUGCACUGGGAGGGAGAGGCGGCCUGGACCAGCUGGUGGAGGCGGGUCUCAUCCAUUAUGAGCGGGGGCAGCCGCAGGCACGACACAGAGCUCAGCAUGUGGCGCAUACGACUCAAAUCUGGCGAGAGCCAGGAGAAGAUUUGGUUCUGUGGUAAAACAGGGGACACAACACACUUCAAGCCCUCACAAGAGCAGGAAUUCAUUCGUUGUAAAGAUAUUUCCAAAAAGAUGAUCAAUGUAACAAAACCACAAGACCAGGAAUCUGGAAAGGCUUGA